Messenger RNA from Branchiostoma floridae (Florida lancelet), 2101 nucleotides. RefSeq names its product alpha-2,8-sialyltransferase 8B-like. Gene Ontology annotation, molecular function: alpha-N-acetylneuraminate alpha-2,8-sialyltransferase activity. The transcript has 7 exons. Gene Ontology annotation, biological process: oligosaccharide metabolic process; N-glycan processing. The record is from RefSeq and is a predicted model, not a curated record. NCBI's taxonomy places the organism in Eukaryota, Metazoa, Chordata, Leptocardii, Amphioxiformes, Branchiostomatidae. The coding region runs from base 991 to 2034 and encodes 347 amino acids.
UUUUGGAAUUGCUAGCUGACUCCUUGUGCUUUGUCUGGUUGUCCGCGUACUCUGGUCCCUGCAGUACACAAUACAGAUACAGAAGCUGCACACGUGAUAGGGGCGACACAACCGGUUUAUAGAAUUGUCGGAUUUGCCCGUCAAGAAGGAAUUUUUUAGCUGUUCCCGUUGGUAGAGUCCUAUAGUGCGACAUUGUGUCUUACGUACUGAACUUCUGAAGCUAACGUGUACCGUAAACUAUUUCGGUAGGAUGAUAUAGAAAAAUACAUGUACGAAGACGAGAAAUAAAUAUGCGUCUAUUUUGCAGUAUGGAUUUACUGACUAUAAUUCUAUAAAACAUCAUUAGCUUUAACAUAGCUCGGGUUUCAGUUAAGCCGCGUUGAGCCCUCGAUUGUAGAAAACAUGUGGGCAACGCCCCUGAGGCGUUACCAAAAAGUAGCCAACCCUGUUCUUCCACCCUAACGAAGUUAGCACACAUGAAUGAUUAGGCCAUGACCUCACUGGAGCAUUACUGACUCGUACACUGUCAAAAAUCCCGUCUGUCUGAAGUUAAUCAAAAAUACGUAGAAUUGUAUAAAUGUUACACGAUACAGUGGUGUUUUUGCAUACCUGUCAUACCUCUGCAGUGUUCUAAUUGAAAUUUACAGUCAAAUAAAGUUCGGUUCAGUAAAAAAAUAAAUAAACAAACAAACAGUCAAUCAGAAGGUCAUAUGUCGUCUGUUGGGCGUUGUUAUUUUCGUCACGUUUAAAUUAAAUGAUCUAUUGUGUAACACUUACUGAUUCAAGCAUGCUACAGGUCCAGUGUAAGGUAUACACGUCGCAUAUUUCGUGCGAUAUUUUGUGUCGUACGACGCUUCGGGACUAAUGGAGGUUACAACAGAACAAGUCGUUGCUAAGGAAGGGUGCUAAGCUAAUUUUGGAGGGCACGUCGGGCUCCAUUUCCGUCCCAAGAAUGCGUUCAAUCUGCUGCUGAAAUUUUCGUGUCCAAAAAUGUUGCCUCGAAGCCACAUAGGUCUAUGGAAAGAAGUUAUCUUCCAAUUAAAGAAAAAGACAAGAGUUAUUUUGGCAGCCACGUUUCUACUCCUGGUCGUCUGUUCUAUGUAUUCUGGCCACCAAGCUUACACAACAGCUAGAGUUAUCCAUCCUUUAGCCUUCGCUCCCAGGAUAGAUACAGCCAAGCAAUGGGCACAGAACCAAGCAGAGUUUUCAAAAAUGAAGACUGUGUUGAGAUCCACUUUGAGGCAAACGAUGGCUAUAGUACGAGUUAACUCAGACGACAACCUCAUACGGCGUUGCCUAGCGACAGGAGAGUGUCAGGGGGUUUCGCCAUUACGUCACUACGGCACAUGCGCACUGGUGGGCAGCAGUGGGAUCCUGCUAAACAGCGGUUGCGGUGGUGAAAUUGAUACGAGUGACUUUGUCAUCAGGUUCAACCUGAGCCCCCAAGACGGUUACACCAAAGACGUGGGGAAGAAGACUUCCAUGAUGGUUCUGAACACUAUCAUGUCCAAAUGGGUAGACGAGCUCUUCCAUGGCAAAAGGAAAGCGCGACAGGAUAGGAACAUUUAUACAGCCAACAACGCGAUAUUGUUCAUUCCAAAGUCGCGAUCGACCAGGGAGUAUUUGCAACACAGCAGAGAUUUGGAGGAAACCAUGAGAAGACAGGGACUGAAUAUUGUUGUCGUCAUGGGAGUACCAACUUCUGAACUUGGGCAGGACGGCAUGCGUCGUCAGAUUUGGGAAGUUCUGGACAAGGAUCACAACAGUGAAGACAGACCUUCAACAGGGCUACUCCUGGUAGAAAUCGCCAUCACCUUGUGUGAUUCCGUCCGCCUGUACGGUUUCUACCCGUUUGCACGGGACCAACAAAGCCACACAGUCCCCUACCACUACUGGGAUAACGUUACCUCCAUCGAAAGUGUUCUAAAUCGCCAACACCCUCACGAUUUUGCCGCCGAGUUUGAACUUCUUCGAAGACUUCACAACAGUGGUGUCAUUGAGCACAAAAUUGCUCCUUGUAGAUAUCAUAUGUAGCAAUUUCUCUGUGUUCCAGAAGAAGAAAAAGAGUUCAUGGAUCUCACACGUCCAUGAAAUGUCAAGA